AUGUGGCCCCUCCGCGGAGCGCACCCCUGCGGGGGCGGCCGAAGGACGUUCAGCAACACGGGAGAGUACUCCUCCAGCGUCAGCCGGGUCUUUAACAGGCUGAGUGAGAAGUUGAAGGGGAGGAGCCCCGAAGGAGGGGGAGACACCACCGCCUCACUCCCUAGAGGGGGACGUACUGGUGGAGGACCCCCCCACCCGGAUGCUAUCACCAAACAGUUCGAAGGAGCAGUUAGCAAAAUGGAGCUAAGCAGAAUGCUGGGAAGGGACCUUUCCUAUUGCAUGAACAUCCUUUCCAAGCUGGAGCACUUCAGAGGGCACUCCUUCUGGGAGAGGGCAUGCAACCGGUUGGUGAAGGGACACAUGCUGCACCGGAUAAACACAGAGAGUUACUUUAUAAUGGCCAAUUCGUUAAGUAGAGUGGAUCUCCUCUUAGGUGGUGAUGCUCAGCAGAGGAAGGGGAAGAAGUCCGAACGAUUGGCAGCUGGGGGUGGGUCUCCUUUGUGUGAUUCCUCCCCCUUUGGGUUUGUCUCCUUCGAUGGGGAUGUAGCAGUGGAGAGGGGAAAGAGCUACCACCGAGUGUAUAGCGAAAUAGCUUUUAGGUUUCUCCUCAAUUUGGAGGCCUUUCAUGUUGACUGCAUAAGUUGCGUGCUGAACAUGUUUGCCAAGCUGAAUUUAAGAGAGUACAAUCUGCUGGGUUACUACCUGGCUGAUUACGUUCUGCUGGCAGAGUUCAGGAGGGGAGAGGGGAAGGAGAGUCCCCCUCAGGGGGGGACCCAUUGCCAAUCAAAUGGGAAAAGGCCCACGAAAAUGAGUAAAUUUAGAAGCUCUUCUGAUGGUAGUGAAAGGACAACCCUACUGCAUGUAGACGGAGGUAGCAUCUCCAAAUUGGUAAUCAUUUUACAUUCUUUGGCCAAGCUGGGGGUGGUACACUUGGAGUUCCUCUCCCUUUGUUGUUUUUUUUUGAGGAAGCAUCUCAUGCGGCUGAACAGUCUAGACAUCUGCAAUGUGAUGCAUGCAUUUGCCAAGUUGAUCCCAUUGUGCAGUGGGGGGAAGAAGCAAAAUCGGGUUGGUCUCCUUAGAAGAGUUAAAAGCGAAGCUUUUCAGGCCUAUCUCGACACUGUUUUGAAGUGCACCCAGGGGUAUGUGCCCCGUUAUGGAAGCACAGCCGGGGUGCACAAUACGUAUGAGUUACUUUUACGUAAAGAUGUGGAGGGGAAAUUGAAGCAGUUUUGCAGUGAUUUUGAAGGAGAGGUGGUUAAGUUGACCAUGCAGAUUGGCGCAUUGCUGCAGAGGGAGCCUGUCCUGGGCAGCCUAACAGCUCUGCAGGUAUCGUCUCUGUCGCUUUCGAUGGCCAAGUUGAAGCUACACUUUAGUGGCGAUUCUUACGGCUCUUCUCACGCCGCCUUCUACGCCGCCUCCUACGCCAUCAUUCGGAGGGCCCACCACCUGUGGAGGGACUUCUCCCUGCAGAGCAUUGCGGACUUCCUCUUCGGAGUGAACGAGAAGAACAUCUCGGAUGAGCAGGUCACUCUGCUGCUGUGUUACCAGUUUGUUCGUCUCAUUCACGCCAAGUACUGCUCCUCCGCCUUAAUGAAGAGGGACUCCUUUUCGCAAAAUCACCUGAACGUGGUCAGGCAGAAUGGGGAACGUAUUUACUUCUUCGGAAGAACGCACAGGAGGGUGCAUUUUUUAGACGCAAAGGAGUGCUCGCUGGUGGUUCGCAUUUUCCAGUCCCUGGCCAAGUCGGAGGCGCUUGGAGCGGUUGGAGCAGUUGAAGCGGUUGGCGCAGCUGACGCGGAUGACUCCCCGGGGGCGCGCUUCCCCUACGAUGUGUGUGCGUGGGGGGGGAUGAGCGGCAAAUUGGGGGGCAAAUUGGACAGCAAAUUGGAUGACAGUUCGAGAGGCAACUCGCAUGACAGUUUUACCGUCACUUCAGCUGACCAGCUAGUUCCCCCCCCCUGGGAGAAGCUCAACCAGUACCCAAGUGGGGCGAACCCAACCUUCAGCUCCUUCGAAGAGAGUGCCCACCUGAUCAGGUGGCACACCAUGCGUACGUUGCGCCACGUCAUCUGGCAGCAUUGGGAUCUGCUUCCCUUCGAGAGCAAGUGCAUGUUGUGUUACUUCUCCCUGCACGUGCUCGACUUUAGGUUUCCCAUGGGGGGGCACACCCAAUUGGAUGGUUAUCCAUUAGGGAAGACUGUUCCGAACAGUGGUGACUCAUUUUGCCUGACCUGUUCAGGUGAAAUGAAAGUCCCCAAAUUCCCCGAGGGGAGCAUUUUACCCCAGAUGGGCAGGAGCCUCUUCGCAAGAUUGUUGUUUUACGUUUUGGAAUCGAUGGAUCCUAAUUCGCUUAGUGAAGUCACCAUGCGGCAGAUUCAUUUCUGCAUUUUGAGCUUUUACCUGGACGUUAUGGGGUGGACGCCAGAGCAGCAUAGAGGAGAGGCCCGUGCUGCCACCCCCCCAGGGGAUAUGCCCCGUUCUUGUUGUGUAACCGCAUCGGAGGGGACCAGCACAAAUGAGUCGCUGGGGGAAAUGUCCCCUGCCAAGUGCAUAGAUGAGGCAUUUCUUUGCUUCUCCCUGGGGAAGCUCCAGAAGGUGAACGCCCUUUUGGACCUCACCAGGGUGCGAAGCUGCCAGCAGAGGGAGAUGACCCUGACGUCGAGGACGCACGUCGAGGUGUACAACUGCCUGCGGAGGGUCGUCGAAGACCUGAACGGAUCAGGAGAAAGGAAAAGGAGCGUGCUGCACAGCUCCGAGGUGAUCGUUGGCCCGUUUGUGCUGGAUUGUGUAAUUGAACGGGAGGAGUGGGAAAGAGGAAUAACCCCUUCCCAACAUGGCGCCGCUUUGGCAUGA
Molecule: messenger RNA, 2853 nt
Organism: Plasmodium vivax (malaria parasite P. vivax)
Lineage: Eukaryota; Apicomplexa; Aconoidasida; Haemosporida; Plasmodiidae
Exons: 3
Coding region: 1-2853 (950 amino acids)
Source: RefSeq, a predicted model, not a curated record